This is a messenger RNA of Oryzias melastigma (Indian medaka), 887 nucleotides long. Its product is annotated as small G protein signaling modulator 3. The record is from RefSeq and is a predicted model, not a curated record. The coding region runs from base 27 to 251 and encodes 74 amino acids. NCBI's taxonomy places the organism in Eukaryota, Metazoa, Chordata, Actinopteri, Beloniformes, Adrianichthyidae. The transcript has 3 exons.
UAUGGUUGGAGGUUCUGUGCUCCAGCAUGGCGGCUGUGGAAAAGUGGUAUCAUCCGUGGUCGUUCCUUCGCAGUCCUGGAUGGGUGCAGAUCAAGUGUGAGCUAAGGGUCCUAUCAAAGUUUGCAUUCAGUCUUUCUCAAGAUUGUGAGUUACCUGAAAAGAAAGAGGAGAAGGAGCAGAAACCGCUGAAGGAAGGCGUGCAGGACAUGCUGGUGAAGCAUCACCUCUUUAGCUGGGACAUAGACGGUUAAACAAAACACUACAUGUGGUCGUACACUCCUCUCUGCUGCAGUCCUGCUCACGUUUGUCUUUUUGGAAGCUGACUAAAAAGACAAACCAGGACACUUGGACACUAAAUCCUCCUGCUGUCGGCAUGGAAACGCCCACUCCUGACUCUUAUAAAGUCCAGCUGAUUCUUCAGAAGUGCCGAAGCAAAACCUACAGCAUAUCUACGGCAAAGUUUAUUUUUAUUCACACCCUACACUCAAAGCUCCACUACAAGAUGAAAACAUAUUUAUAGAAAUGUAUAUAUAAAACACUCCUGCAGUGCAGAAUAUUGUGUACUACUGUGUUCCAACAGUAUUCCUUCAGUACACAGCACUUUGUCAUCUCUUCUCUUGCACAUUUAGAGGUGAUCGCCCUAAAAGUGUUCAGUCUAUUUCCUCCUCAGUGUUGAGUACAGAGAACAGCACUCUUCAACUUAUUAUUGAGAGGAACACAACUCUGUCUACAAGUGGAUUGAAUGUUUCAGUGCUGUAAUGUUACCAUAGUGACUCACAACUGUGUGCUACCUUUGAAUGGUAGGGAAAAUAUACUUGUACAAUAGAUCAUGUACACAAAGUGAAUCAUUUUUGUGUUGUAUAAAUACAUGUUACAAACAACUACCA